AGUACUUUAUAAAAAAUGGGAAACUUCAAGUUCGACAUGGAGUUAGUCAAGAAAUUGCUGGCCGAAUUUACGGGUACAGCUAUGUUAAUGACGCUUGGAUGUACGAUAUCGCAAUUUACGAAAUCGAGCGUUGAAACAUCGCUAGGUUGGGGCUUCUCCUAUGUGGCAGCGAUGCAUACAUUUGCCUUCCUCAGCGGUGCUCAUCUGAAUCCCUGGGUCAGUGUCUGUGCCACGAUCGUCGGUGUAAUGGAAUGGCAACUGAUGUUGUUCUAUUUCCUCUGUCAAUUUAUUGGUGCAUUGGCUGGUUUUGGUUUGGCCUAUGCGGCAUUUCCAGAUAAUAGCGGCGACGUCUGUCUCACCAUGAUUGGUGACCAUGUCGAUGAAUGGAAGGUUAUAUUCAUCGAGCUCUUUCUCUGCGCAUUUCUAUUGUUCGCAUUCUGUGCCAUUUGGGAUAAGCGUAGCAAUGCGGCCUAUGAUUCCCUUUCCCUACGCAUUGGAUUUAUAGUUGCCGGUCUAACGUUUGCUGGACAAGCUUACUCUGGCUGCAGUUUGAAUUUUGCUCGAUCUCUGGCACCCGCAGUGAUCCAAUUAAAAUUCAACGGUAUUUGGACCUAUUUGGUGGGUCAAUUAAUCGCCGCAAUUCUUGUUCCUGUUCUCUGGCGUUUCGUGAUAGCCCAGGAGGAACCGGAAAAAAUGGAAUAAUCUACUUUUGAAAUGCUUUGUAAACUAAUUUAUUUAAAUUAUUUAGAGUGUAAAUCGCAUAUAAGUAAGGCGAUAUCCAGAAAAUUGUCAAAGUAUUCGUCACAAGUUCGAAAAUAAACAAUGUUGACAAUAUA
Molecule: messenger RNA, 836 nt
Organism: Drosophila innubila
Lineage: Eukaryota; Metazoa; Arthropoda; Insecta; Diptera; Drosophilidae
Product: aquaporin-2-like
Exons: 2
Coding region: 16-702 (228 amino acids)
Biological process (GO): transmembrane transport
Cellular component (GO): plasma membrane
Molecular function (GO): water channel activity
Source: RefSeq, a predicted model, not a curated record